Zootermopsis nevadensis is the source of this 2557-nucleotide messenger RNA. The record is from RefSeq and is a predicted model, not a curated record. NCBI's taxonomy places the organism in Eukaryota, Metazoa, Arthropoda, Insecta, Blattodea, Termopsidae.
AAUUAACAAUAAUUCAGUACAUUAGGUUGUAUGACCGGGGAAAUCGUAUGUAACCGAUAAAUUCAUACGAAACGGAAAACUAAUUAUUGUUAAAUAAGGCGGUACAUAUACUUUCCAAUAAGCUUUCGAGAGUUAAUGAAGUUUAUUCCUUGGCUUUCUAGAUCUUAUUCCUUAAUCAUCAGUUACCAACACAGUCAUACCCAGAGAUUAUUGUUAUAGCCAGCUAAAAUAUUGUUGGUAUAUUGCCUAUCAUCGUGGAUUGUGUAUUCAUUUAGUUGCGUUACCUGUUUUAAAUAUAAGUUGUUUAUUUACCUUCGAAUGCAACGCUUGAAUGUGCAAUUGAUAAACAAUUUAAUGAAAUAUAACAUGGCAGCUUCACAAAUACGCGAAAUAGCCUAUAAAGCAUAAUAAUGCACUAAUGACAAAUAGCCAACAUGGACGCAAUUAAGGUCGAGCCCGAUUCAGAUGGUGAGACACCAGAGUCGCUUGGCAAUGAGCAGGAAGAUAACUCUGAAGAAGAUAGAGUACCGCAACCAUUUGCGUUUGCUGCAGUAAAGGUAGAAGUUGAGCUUGAUCCUCAGGAAGUUGUAGAAGUAAAAGUUGAGCCAGAUAUUGGAAUAGAUUUUGAGGACCAUGAUGCUGGUGUGGAUGGCAUUGGUUCACAGGAUGUAUCAAGUCAGUAUGCUGCAGGUGGUAUAGGGAAUUGUCCAAGUGAGUGGCCACAUAAAUGUUCAGAAUGUGGAAAAUCUUUCCCAACUUUUGCUGGUGUGCAGAAACAUGCAUAUAAGCAUAAACCAAAGUUAUUUUCAUGUGAUAUUUGUGGCCAGAGUUUCUAUCAUCCCAACUUGCUGAAGACACACAAACUGGUACACACAGAUGGAAAACCUUAUUUAUGUGAAAUAUGUGGAAAAAGCUUUUUGCAGGCCUCUAAUUUAAGGUUACAUUCUGUCAAACAUAAAGGGGAGAAGAGUCAUGAGUGUAAAAUGUGCAAAAAGAAGUUCUUCCAUGCAGAUACACUUAAAACUCAUUACAUGAUUCACAGUGGUGUGAGACCACAUGUGUGUGAGAUCUGCAAUCGAAGAUUUACUCAGGCUGGUAAUCUAAAAACGCACAUGUUGGUGCACACAAGGGAAAAACCAUUUCAGUGUACUGUUUGUGGUAAGAGUUUUGCCUUGCGUCAUGCCUUAUCUAGUCAUCAGACACUCCAUACUGGAGAAAAGCCGUACAAAUGUGACGUAUGCAGUAAGCAGUUUCGUCAUCGUCAGGCUCUUAUUAAUCACCAGAAACUUCACACUGGAGAUAGACCAUACGAGUGUGACAUAUGCAGGAAAAAAUUUGCUUUACGUGGCAAUCUCCAAAAGCACAUUGUUAUGCACAUGAGUGAGAAACCCUACAACUGUACUUUUUGUUCGAAAAGAUACCCUGACACACAGUCCUUGAAAGAACACGUUGCUUCUCAUGUCGAUAACAAACACUAUAAAUGUAAUGAGUGUGACGAACAGUUUCCAAAUCAGGAGGCAUUAGAGAAGCAUUCUGAUGACCACAAGGGAGAGAUUGUUGUUGGCUUGUAGGUAACUGUGUUGUACAUAUCUUUCCUUACAGCUUAUAUACUUCAUAAGUAAUCAUGCGGUGUAAUAUUUCCCAAUUUGCUUUCUCACAGACCUGUGUAUAAAAUUGUAUGGAGAGAUGGAUAGUUCAGAGUAUGUCAUUCCAAUGGAAUUCUUUAGAUUAAAAACAAAUUGCUCUUCUAUGUGAAUUAAGCUUGUAAUGACAUUUGAGAUUCUCAAGAGGUAAAUAUAUCAGUGGUGAUGUUCUGGGUUUUUAUGUUAUGUUGGCAUGUGGAUGGAUACCAGCAUUUUGGAAGAACAUACUGCUUCAAUCUUCACAACUCAGAAAACUUGUAGUGUGUAAAAGGACAAAGAAAUAAUAAGCUAGGAAUGAAUCUGCAUAUUGCAAUACAAAAGCAUUUAAAAAAUAACUAUUGUAUUAUGUACUAUAUAUGUGUGUGUCCUUUUAAUACUUGGUUAUAUGUAAACUGGAGCUCAGUGUUGCCAUGAAGUUUUUAUGUGCCUUUAGAAAGUAAAUUAUAUGUGUGUAGCCACUUCAAUUUCUAUUAUGAAUUUGAGAUUGGGCUGCAAGUGCCAAUCAUUUCAGUUCAUUCUUUGACUUGGUAUGUUGUGUGAUUUCUGUGUUAAAAUUUGGGUGGUCUGAACCAUUGUAUACUGUUAAAUAAAAUCCUAACAGAUAAGUAUAUUUCUCCAUGUAAUGUCUGAAAUGUCAAUAUAUGAGCUUCUGUGACUGUGGUCCUCUGAGUAAUGAUAUUGUAUAGUCAUAUAGGUGGUAACCAGCAUUUUUGUGGUAUGUAUCACUGCCAUAUUUAGGAUAAACUUUUGUUUACAAAUUAUAUAUAAGCAUUUCUGAGUUAUGGUACUUUAGAACUGUCACUGAUACCUGUUUAGCAUAUUUAUGUUUUUGUUUAUAACAUAAAUGUGUAAUUCCAGAAAAUUGUCUUGAUGGCAAAAAUAGAUGGAAUUUAUUGAUUGGAUUAUCAGUCCAA